Messenger RNA from Cylicocyclus nassatus, 807 nucleotides. The record is from the annotation of a GenBank genome assembly. NCBI's taxonomy places the organism in Eukaryota, Metazoa, Nematoda, Chromadorea, Rhabditida, Strongylidae.
AGGAGUUCGACAAUGAUGACAGAUUUGAAAUCUUUGAAGAGUUUGAAGCUAUAUCAAAUUCUCAUGAGUUUGUCUGCUUUCUUCAUCAUCAUUUUUAUGAUGACCUUGAAUGAACCGCGCAUUCAUGGAAGUCCUAACUCGGUCAAGUUACCAGACAUGAAGAACACGCCUUCGAGGAGUAAUAUUGCGAUAUUGACUAUUGUGAAAAGUAACUCUGACAGAGCCCGUUACAAGACAGCAAUGGAUUCCAUGGAGUGUUACGCUCUCCAGAACAACUACACAUAUUUGCAACUUUAUGGCGAAAAUUUCAAGACCAUAUGUGAACAAAACCAUAUUCACUUCCAACGCCACUGCAUCGUUGCUCAUAUCCUCAAAAUUCACCACUACCGUUGGGUGCUGCUAUUAGAUGCCGACGUUGGUGUCGUUAACGAGAAACGAAGAUUGGAGGAGUAUAUCAAAGAAGAAGCAAACAUCAUUCUUUACGACAGAUUUCUCAGUUUUCAAGUGGCGGCAGGCUCCUAUUUUGCCAAGAAAUCGAACUUUUCUGUGGUAUUCCUUCGUGGUUGGGCAGAUUAUUCUUUUCGACUGCCUAAAAGCUACCGCACUAAAGAUAACGAUGCUAUACAUAUGUGGUUGGUGGAACUGAUAGCUCCUAAUGCACCCCUGGCACCAGUGUGCUGGUUGCUAUGGAGACGUGCAAGGGAUAUCACGAGCAUACAGCACUUUACGGUAUGUUGUAGAGAAGCGAUCAAGGAUGCAGCAUCUCCUCAGAUACUCAUCUACAAAAGGGUAGGUUUUUUCAUAUAA